CACAAGUUCUCACAAGCACCCACCCUACUUUAGCAAACAACUCGACACGAUUGACAUUUUCAGGUUCUGCUGUUUCUUCAAGUUGGAUGUUUCGUUAGGAAGUUUAAAAAAAAGGGAUUCUCUAGUAAUUAAUUGAAAUGAUGCAAUUUAUGCUGUUAUUUAGCCGACAAGGCAAACUGCGUCUACAGAAAUGGUACGUAGCUCACCCGGAUAAGGUUAAGAAGAAGAUUACACGGGAACUCAUCACGACGAUUCUUUCGCGGAAGCCCAAAAUGUGUUCAUUCCUGGAGUGGAAAGACUGCAAAAUUGUAUACAAAAGAUAUGCUAGUUUAUACUUCUGCUGUGCAAUUGAGCAAAACGAUAACGAGUUGUUAACCCUGGAGAUCAUUCACAGAUACGUGGAAUUGCUGGAUAAGUAUUUCGGAAGUGUGUGUGAGUUGGACAUUAUCUUCAACUUUGAGAAGGCGUACUUCAUACUGGACGAGCUGCUGGUGGGUGGCGAAAUCCAGGAAACGUCCAAAAAGAACGUGCUGAAAGCCAUCGCUGCUCAGGAUGUCCUCCAAGAGGCUAAUUUUGAUGCCGGGAUGAAGGCAGCACCCUUGAAAGUAUCCACAAUUGAUGACAUCGAUGCGCUGGCUUUCUAUUGAGUUUAAUUUUUUUUUGACAGAAGAAAGUGGAACACAUUACAUAUUUGAAUAAACAUUGAGUUGUUUGUUCUUAUUAGUAUGAAAUGAAAACAAUUGAAAUGUUAGGAAAAUGUUCGAAAUGCGGUGAGAAUCAAGAAGAUCUUAUCUAAGAAUUGUUUACAAUUUAAUAUACAAACCUGUUUUUGUGCGGGGGAUAGGGGGAAAAUCGUACUAAACUUAACUAGUAGCUUUAAAAAAUAGUGUUCGUUACACAAUUUGAAAAAAAAAACUUUUUCUAUGCGGUAGAUAGGGAAAAAAGAUUCCUUAAGAAAAUUACCCAAUUCCUGAUGGCUCCAUUCGUGAUCAACAUUCGAUUUCUUUUUUUUCACUUUAAUAAGCGGCCUUAUCACUUGCGCAGAUCAUAAAAUCAACUCUUUGCUCAUUUCCAUGAGCUCCUAUUGAAAUCAUAGAACAAAAAAAAAAAAACAUGAGAAUGGAAAUUAGUUGACACAAUCCCUAUGUAGAGCGAUGAAAUACAUAUUAAAGAUAGAAAAACGAAGUAAAUUACCGAUGACUUCAUUUUUUUCAAAUACCGCACAAAAAAACUCGCACAAGAUUUUUCAUACAUUUUUGUUGUGCGAUCGCACAAAAAAAAUCGCAUAAAAAAAGCCGCACGAAAACAGGUUUUACUGUACACGAUAUAUUUCAGUGUCCCCAUGAUAGUAAGCUAGCAAGAGGUAGACUAAGAUUUUGUUCGACGAAGCCCGGAGAAGACGCGAUCAAAGCAAUCAUUACGCUACAAUUAAGAUUGGCAUCUGCUGAAAUCUGUAUAUGAUGGACCUAAAUCUAAAGAGCGGAACUCGAACCAUCGUCGAGAAAAUGAAGCCUGGUGAGGUGCAUCCAGUCUAUGAAAUUACCCAACUUGUAAAUCGAGUAGUGAUGUUCGAAGAAACGCACAACCGGUCCUAUGCAUUGUCACAACUGUCAAGAAUAUAGACAUACCAAAGGGUACUGUAACCUUCCAACAGUCUGCGUAGUUGGCAGCGGAAUACACGAAACAAAAAUGCCCUGUUCCAAGAACAGUGAGAGAGAAGUAAAAAAAUAAAGUAACUGCGGUGGCAACCAUACUACCAACCAUAGAGCAUGCCCGGUCUUCACUACUCCAAAGAAAAAACAUCGAUGAUCGCGACAAAAAGCGUUAACCAGCAGGCUUACAAUCCAUCAGCGAACUCCUUCUACGAACCUCCUGGACUCACGUCUUCAUCUUGCACUGCGUAUAGGGCUGCUUUACUUUCCCACCCAUCAACACCAAUAAUUCCUCGGAGAACAUCCUAGGACACGUGGAACGAAGAUGACGGUACGAGUGGUUCGAUGAUGAGUGUCAGCGAGUGGUUGACGAGGAAAACACUGCGCGGGAGCAAGCUACCCGUCAGAACGUGGAGCGAUACAGACAAAAGCGAAGACAGCAAACUCUUCAGCUCAAACUCGAAUAGCUGCACCAAUCUCAUGCGACGUGAAAGUUCUACCGGAAACUCAAUGCACCCCGAAAAGGCUUCGUGCCACGAGCAGAAAUGUAUAGGAAUAAAGAUAGGAGUAUCCUGACGAACGAACGUGAACUGACCGAAAGGUGAGACAGUACUUUCAUUAACACUUGAAUGAUGUACAGCCAGAGGACCAAGAGAACGAUGGAAGCGAUUACGUUGGUGCAGUUAAUAAUGAAGAUGUACCACCCCCAACGAUAGGUGAAGUUAAGGAUGCCAUCAAACGGUAUAAGAACAACAAAUCAACUGUAAUUAUGACAUCAGAACAGAACUUAUCAAGGCUCAAAAAAAUGAUUGAUUGUCUGCAUCGACUAAUUGUCAGAAUUUGGGAAACAGAACAGCUACCGGAGGAAUGGAAGGAUGGGGUUAUUUUCCCUAUGUUCAAGAAAGGCGACAAACUAGGCUGAAAACUUCCGUGCAAUCGGCGUCCUAAAUACCACCUACCAAGUACUUUGCCAAAUCAUAUUCCGUCGUCUAUCACCACUGACAAAUAUAUUCGUGGGAAGUUAUCAGGCCGGCUUCAUCGAAGGUCGGUCUACUACUGACGAGAUCAUGACUUUGCGGCAGAUCCUCCAGAAUUGCCGUGAGUACAGAGUCUCAACGCACCAUCUAUUCAUCUACUCCAAAGCCGCAUAUGAAUCAAUAACACGAAAUGAGCUAUGGAGAAUCAUGGACGAAAACGGCUUCCUCGGGAAGCUGACAAGACUGAUAAAGCCUACGAUAGAUAGAAUACAGUGCUGUUUGCGAAUAUCGGGUGGAUUACCUGACUCAUUCGAGACCCGCAGGGGGCUUCGACAAGGUGAUGGUCUCUCUUGCCUGCUGUUCAACAUUACGCUAGAGGGUGUUAAAAGACUAGCGGCGUUCAACUUGCGUGGUGAGGUCUUCAAUAGACCCAGUAAAUUUAUCUUCCUCGCUGAUGACGUAGAUUUUGUCGGCAGAAUACUUGAGACGGUAGCUGAACAUUACACCAGACUUAAGUACGAAGCAGAGAGAUUUGGACUGAGAACCAAUGCGCCUAAAAGCAUAUACACGAUGGUUUCCGGAUCCGAGUACGACAGGAUCCGAUUAGGUGGUAGUGUAGUGAUCGACGGCGAUGAGUUAUACCUUGGCUCAAUGGUAACGUGUGACGACAAUAUCAGCCGCGAGAUCCGGAGACGAAUUAGCAAUGGGAGUCGUACUUACUAUAGCCUCCAUAAGCACUUGAGUUCAAACAGGUUUAGCGAGAUGUUUUCUGUACAAAACGCUCAUAAGACCGGUUUAAUACCGGAUAAGACUCUAUGGGCACGCAACAUGGACAAUACUAGAAUAGGCCCGGUGAGCAUUUGGAGUCUUCGAACGAUGGGUGUUAAGAACCAUCUUCGGCGGUGUACAUGAGAACGGCGUAUGGGGCGAUGAAUGAACCACGAGCUCACGCAACUCACCGGCGAACCCAGUAUUCAGAAAGUGAAAGCCGAGAGGAUACGUUGGACAGGACAUGUUGCGAGAAUGUCGGACAACUAUCCUGCAAAAAUAGCGUUCGACGGGAAUCCGGCUGGUACGAGGCUAGGAGCGCAGCGAGCAAGGUGGUUAGAUCAUGUGCAACAGGACAUGGUGAGCACAGGGUGCCCACGCAAUCGGAGGAACAUAACCACGAACUGAGUUGAUUGGAGAAGAAUUGUAAAUCAGGCCAUGUUGCAAAGACGUUAAGGCAAAAUAAAUAAAAUAAAUCGGUUCAAUUAUGCAGCUCAUGACAUCGAUGCAAACUAUGAAGCAAGAAAUUUCGCGCAGCCAGCAACUUCUCAUCCAAAAACUGCAAUGUUCGAAAUAUUUUUUUUUGAAAAUUUGCUAUUGAAUGAAAAUAAAUUAUUCCUAAACCAAAACUAAAAUACAUUGACGUAUUUCUCAUCAACGAAACUCGUCUGACGGAUCACGGAUCACAACUUCAAAGUAACAGGAUAUUCUAUGAUACAAAUCAACCACAUGGGUCAACGAGUGGGUGCGGUCCUCAUCAAAUAAGAAAUUCCACACUAUCAAUGGCACCGUCAAAGUAUUCUUAAUAUCCAAGCAGUGGCUGUGUUCAUCGCUACUUCGCUGUUACAAUGAUAGUAAACGAAUUCAAUCGAAGUUUCUUUUGGAUUCAUCAUUUGAUCACUCACCAAUGUUCCAAUAUUCUGAUGCUUCAGAGAAAAAGAAUUAAAGCAGACAUGAUCCAAUCUUAACAACUUUCCAACACUAUCUCUGGACAUAUAUCUCUUCUGAAACUCUCCAUCGACCUCUGGAAAACAAAUACAUACGAUGACCCGCAUAGCAUAUGUCUCACAAGCAUGGAUAAUAUAGACCUUUAUUAUGAUUCCCAAGCCAGUGAAAGACGUUCAGAAAGUGAACUUCCUGCGUCUGGUAGUAUGCAGGACAGCUUUCACAAUUAUUGAAAAAAAAAAUCCAACCAACAUCGGUCUCGGACAUCAUUUCCAUCUACCAUGAGUGGUUGUUCCGCCACGUAUUCCAAGCAUGCUCUAAUAUGAAAAUUCUGGGAUAUGAUUUGGCGAAAAGGUUCACUGAGGUGCACAGUACAGUACAGUUCUGGUUAUACCAUGCUAGCAAAAAUCCGAACAGAACGCUGAAACAGAGCUUGGUUGCUGAAAACUGUGCAAGGAAACUCUACGUUGAUGUCCUGACCAAUUACAACGGAUGUAUUUUGUUAGACGAUGAAAUAUAUUUCAAAAUGGGCUUUGAUUAAAUCCCGGGUCAAAAAUGUUACCUUCCUGAUUGUAAGAGAGAUUCUCCGAAUAAUAUCAAUUUUGUUUUCGGAAUUUGAUUAUUAGGCAAGGCAGUUGAGUUGUAGAAAGAAAACAAAGUUUUUCAUCACUGGUGCAACUAUGAAUGGACAACUUUACAAAGAGAAGUGUUUUCAGAAGAUUUGCCGUUCAUUCGAUCACACGAAGAUCACGUGAAGUUCUGGGUCGACUCAGCCAGCUGCCAUUACUGUUGAGAUGUCGUAGGAUGCUAUAAGCAGAAUGAUAUUGAUUUCAUUGAAGAAAGUAUUAAUCCACCAAAUUGUCCAGAUUUUCGUCCUAUCGAAAAAUAUCGGGAAUUAAUUGUCAAAUGUGAAUUGUAAAAGUGUGACAAAAAAUUAGCAUACCAUCUGAAAAGGUGGUGGAAAAAAAGGUAGAUAGGCUUGAAAAUGUCACUUUGCAGAAAAUUAUUCAAUGAAAAGUUCGAAAGUUUAUCAGCAAAGCAGAGUAUUUUUUCCUUAUGCUUCAUAAAAAU
Molecule: messenger RNA, 5413 nt
Organism: Toxorhynchites rutilus septentrionalis
Lineage: Eukaryota; Metazoa; Arthropoda; Insecta; Diptera; Culicidae
Gene: AP-1sigma
Product: AP-1 complex subunit sigma-2
Exons: 5
Coding region: 138-647 (169 amino acids)
Biological process (GO): vesicle-mediated transport; intracellular protein transport
Cellular component (GO): membrane coat; intracellular membrane-bounded organelle; AP-1 adaptor complex
Molecular function (GO): clathrin-cargo adaptor activity
Source: RefSeq, a predicted model, not a curated record